Molecule: messenger RNA, 1582 nt
Organism: Engraulis encrasicolus (European anchovy)
Lineage: Eukaryota; Metazoa; Chordata; Actinopteri; Clupeiformes; Engraulidae
Product: hepatic lectin-like
Exons: 10
Coding region: 511-1233 (240 amino acids)
Biological process (GO): biological process involved in interspecies interaction between organisms
Cellular component (GO): external side of plasma membrane
Molecular function (GO): D-mannose binding; fucose binding
Source: RefSeq, a predicted model, not a curated record
UCAUUGGCAGAAUAAGUAAGCAUGGAAGCAGAUAAAGCGACAGAAUAUCAACAGAUUGUCAUGACUUUUGCAUUUUAUGCUGUCUUUAUUCUUAGACAUCAGUCAUGCCACUGAAGAGUGCCCUAUUUUCCCGUACUACACCCAUGUGUGCAGUUAUGUGGAAGAGAGUUGUUUGGGAAGAGGGACAGAAGGGCAAUAUUGAUUCACGUCUGCUGUUAAAACCAACACGACAGAAGGGUGAACAGACUGUCUGCAUAUUCAGGUUGGAUCACACUGAAUAAUCUGACGUGUGAACUACAAACACCCCGAAGAAGGCCGUGGGGUUGAUAGGCAUUGGUGAUUUUUAAUGUCUAGCCCACUGAAUAAAGAUUGUUUUGGACUUUUUAAAUCAACUGCCUGGACGAAGGAUUUUUUCCUCCUUUUUUCUUUCUACAUUGCACCCUCCAAGAGCACCAGUUGAUUUUGAGGGAGACUCACACCGCUCUACCUACUCUUGUUGCAAUAUUACUGAUGGAAAGCGCAGGCUAUGAUCGAUUCACUUCAUCGGAUACAGAGAAUAUCCAUCACUCCCCCAAAGUGGUUCUUUUAAAAGGUGGACAGAACAAAUUGGCAUACAUCCUUUAUGGCUUGUUACUUCUCCUGCUCCUCAUCCUCAUGAUGAUCACAGGAAUUAAAUUCUCCCAGUUGAGCCAAGGUAUUGAGGAUGUUAAAAUUUAUCUCACAACUGUGAGGAGUUCCGCCACCACCAAGACCCACCACCACGAAGAAUUCACUGACUAUUAUAGUACGUAUGACCCAAGUGAAGACAUUGUCUCCAUACACCAAGGCAAUUGUGAUGAGGGCUGGUAUUCGUUCGAUGAGAGAUGCUACUAUGUGUCUGAUGACAUAGCCAACUGGGAAAGGGCACUGCAGCUGUGCAAGGAGAGCAAAGCACUGCUGUUUGUACCCAACAAUUUACAAGAGAUGGAGUUCAUUACACAUGCUGCAGAUGAAGAGCACAUGUACUGGAUCGGGCUGGAGGAGCAUGGGGUGGAGGGCAACUGGACUUUGGUUGAUGGGACAGAUUACAAGUCAAUGCCAAAAUAUUGGGACGUGGGUCAGCCGGAUGACUGGCACAUUCGCUUAAAUGGAGAGGACUGUGGCCAAUUACAUCCAACUAUCAAACAAGGCCUCCGGAGAUGGAAUGAUGCUGAGUGUACUCUCAGCUACCGUUACAUAUGUGAAAAGGCCUGAGAUGUUGUAGAGUGGAGGAUUCAAUGUACCACAUCACUGGUUGUGUAUAUCCAUCCAAACAAAGGUUUUUUUUUCUGUGAAGCUCAUAUCUGUAAAGCUCAUUUUUUCUCUCUCUCUAAAGCUCGUAUUGAUGAAUUGUAAUUACACUAAUAGUAGCCUACAUAAUGAUAACACUGAUCUUAAAAAUGAAAUGAAUAACGAAAACUGUGGAAAUGGCCAGAAUGGUUUGCAGGUUCAUGUCCUCUUGACCUUAUCAUAAGCCAUCCAACGCCCUUGACCUCAGCCUGUCAACAUCCCCUAUUUAAUAUAUAUAUAUAUUACAAAAUAAAAUAGAUUAACACACCUGUGA